Lathyrus oleraceus (garden pea) is the source of this 535-nucleotide messenger RNA. Its product is annotated as histone H4. Gene Ontology annotation, molecular function: structural constituent of chromatin; protein heterodimerization activity; DNA binding. The record is from RefSeq and is a predicted model, not a curated record. Gene Ontology annotation, cellular component: nucleosome. Bases 77 to 388 code for a protein of 103 amino acids. Lineage: Eukaryota; Viridiplantae; Streptophyta; Magnoliopsida; Fabales; Fabaceae. The transcript has a single exon.
UCUCUUCCAUUUCUCUUCACACUCAAAAUUUGAAUUUCAAUUCGUGUAUUCUAGAUUUUCGAAUUUUCUCGCGAAAAUGUCAGGCCGUGGAAAGGGUGGUAAGGGACUCGGAAAGGGAGGUGCAAAGAGGCACAGGAAGGUUCUCCGUGAUAACAUCCAAGGCAUCACAAAGCCAGCUAUUCGUAGAUUGGCGAGAAGAGGAGGUGUGAAGAGAAUCAGUGGUUUGAUCUAUGAGGAAACCAGAGGAGUUCUCAAGAUCUUUUUGGAAAACGUGAUCCGUGAUGCUGUUACAUACACCGAGCAUGCCAGGAGGAAGACUGUUACAGCCAUGGAUGUUGUUUAUGCUCUCAAGAGACAAGGAAGAACCCUCUACGGAUUCGGAGGUUGAAGACUCAUUCUUUGGAUGUUGUUCUGAUUUCACUGUAUAAUUGGAACAUGUGAUAGAUCUUUAUAAUGCUUAGUAGGGUUGUUUGAUAGUUCUGUUACUUUGUAAGAUUAACAAGGUUGAAAUCUAAUGAAAAUAUUUUCUGGUGAA